Messenger RNA from Cricetulus griseus (Chinese hamster), 442 nucleotides. The record is from RefSeq and is a predicted model, not a curated record. NCBI's taxonomy places the organism in Eukaryota, Metazoa, Chordata, Mammalia, Rodentia, Cricetidae.
UGAAGGAGGGGAUGUGGGGUCCUGAAGUCUGCAAUCAUGGCUCAAGAAGAGGAAGAUGGUAGAGAUUACAAUUUGAUGGAGGAACAGAAGGCGAUCAAGGACAAGUAUCUUCCAGCCAAUCAAAAGUAUGAAUAUUUGGAUCAUACAGCUGAUGUCCAGUUGUAUGCAUGGGGAGAUACUCUGGAGGAAGCAUUUGAACAGUGUGCCAUGGCCAUGUUUGGUCACAUGAUAGAAACUAAAACUGUGAAACCCCUCCAAACAGUAGAAGUAGAAACCCAGGGAGAUGACUUACAGCCUCUACUGUUCCACUUUUUGGAUGAGUGGCUUUACAAGUUCAGUGCUGAUGAAUACUUCAUACCCUGGGAAGUGAAAGUACUUAAUAUUGAUCAAAAAAAUUUCAAGUUACGGUCAACUGGGUGAGAAGAAUUUUCAUUGUCCAAGC